AUGUUCUCUCGACAAAAUUCAGGUCUUCAAAUACUUCUCCUAUUUAUCGUAAUUAGUUUUGUCUUCUACAUCGCAGUGUUUAAAAACAUGUUAUUUUUACAAGAGAAGUAUUUUGUAAAUUUAACUGUUGCACAUCGAGGCGUGAGGGAGGCUGAUCAAGGAGAAGAAUCCAGGAAGAAGCUGAUAUUGCUUUACACGCCUUUUUUUGGACAAAAGUGGGCGAAUGAUCCUUCCUUAGGACCCAAUCGUUCGCCCUUUGAAGAGGGACACACGACUUUUAUGAAUUGCGAGGUUUCUAGUUGUCUGGUGACGUAUAACAGGAGUAGGAUAUUAGAAGCGGAUGCUGUUGGUUUUCACGCACGCGACAUGCCUGAAUUUCUUCCAAGUCGCAUGUCUUCGGAACAGAUAUGGUUCUAUUUUGUUCUGGAAAAUCCGCUGCACGUGCCCAUGGAUGCUCAUGGGUUUGCUGGUGUUUUUAACUGGACGAUGUCUUACAGCCGAGACUCAGAGGUUUAUACACCUUACGGAAAGUAUAUAACUUUAGAGAAGCCCUCUGAAAAAUAUCUCACAGGUAAUGAAACAGCUGGAAAGAGUAAACAAGUUGCUUGGUUGGUCAGUAACUGCCAGGCAACUGAACGAUAUCUCUACGUCAUGGAAUUACAAAACUACAUCCACGUUUCCAUAUAUGGAUUAUGCGGCCGGUUACGUUGUCCUCGGAAACGUCGUUGGCCUGUCUGCAAUGCGUUGCUAAAGCAACACAAGUUUUAUUUGGCGUUCGAAAACGGUAACUGUCCUGAUUACAUGACUGAAAAAUAUUGGGAAAACGCGAUUGACAAUGAUAUUAUACCCAUCGUUAUGGGGGGAGCCAAUUACAAGGUACUCGCUAUUCCAAAUUCCUACAUUGAUGUUCAAGAUUUUGAUUCUCCCAAACAUCUUGCUGACUAUUUGCUUUACCUCGAUGCAAAUGACACCGCGUACAGCGAAUACUUUGCUUGGAAGAAAUUUUAUAAACGUGUAGCGACGAACCGUGCUUGUGUACUGUGUAAUCAACUUCACAACCAAACUCUGUACGCCUUUCCAAGGGUUUACGAAGAUAUGAGGACAUUUUGGGACAAAAAUCACUGCAAAGAACUUGACUUGGUUAAGGGGAAUUCAUAG
Molecule: messenger RNA, 1158 nt
Organism: Pocillopora meandrina
Lineage: Eukaryota; Metazoa; Cnidaria; Anthozoa; Scleractinia; Pocilloporidae
Source: the annotation of a GenBank genome assembly